Messenger RNA from Cuculus canorus (common cuckoo), 2023 nucleotides. RefSeq names its product histone H2A-beta, sperm-like. Lineage: Eukaryota; Metazoa; Chordata; Aves; Cuculiformes; Cuculidae. The transcript has a single exon. Bases 1420 to 1923 code for a protein of 167 amino acids. Gene Ontology annotation, molecular function: DNA binding; protein heterodimerization activity; structural constituent of chromatin. Gene Ontology annotation, cellular component: nucleosome. The record is from RefSeq and is a predicted model, not a curated record.
CAUGGAUGAGGAAAUUUCAGAGCAGCACAUUUUUCCAUUGCAUAUUUUCCACACUGUCAAAAGAUACUGUGAACUUAAGAAACUCCUGUCAGGCAUCACCGUAUGCAAGGCAGGGGCACACCAAAGGAAGAAGUCAGUUGCCUCAACCUCUCAAGAGGAGGAAUAUUAAACACUCAGCCUUAAAGAAAGAUUGCACGUUGGAACGUCACAUUCAAGUGCAAAGAAUGCAGAAACUCUUGCCCCACACUGGUGAGGCAAGGGCUGUCCCAUUUGCAAGGCUCCUACCAAAUCCAUCACUAUGGUCUAAGGGUGGAGUAAAAGCCCUUGUGAUACCAUGCUGUGUCUGGGUCAUGCCUUGCUGAUUUUCAGCAGCAAAGCAUAAAGAGCAACUGCCUCUUGCAUGCUGUCGGUGGUUUGUUUAAAUAGUGACAUGUGGCCCUGCACUGCCAGGGAAAAGUCUGUAGAGGGUCCCUAGCUGCAUUCCGUGUUUGAUCACUUGAGCCCCAGAGCAAAACAAACCUCAUUUGCUCUUGUAAUUCUGCAGCCUGUUCUGCCAGCUGCUCCUUCAAGUGGCAUUCCAGCUGCACCCUAUAGCAAGCAGCUGCUUUGGGCCUAGGGCGACAGGCAGGAAAAGGGAAGGCAGGAUGGGCCAUGUGGGUGGGAAAUGUCCUGCCAGACCGAAGAUGGAUGUCCUCCUCUUGGGGCAGCCAAGCUUUCCAGCCCUCCUUGAACACUGCAUAGAAAGUACAAUAACGAGUCCAUGACAUCUUAUCACUGUAGCCAGAACACAGGGCCUUUUGUACUGUGUGUUGGACAUGUUUCUCCUGGUUAAACAAGGGCACACAUCUGCACGUGGGCAGAAGGCUCCGGUGCAGUACCUUCUGAGACGGAGUAGUGUGGCAAAUGCUUUUAGUGGUUUAAACUGGUUAUGGAAUGACAGCCUUCAGAUAAGAGUCCCCAGUGGAAAUUUGAUUGUUGAGGAUAAAUACUGCUUUAUAUGGGUGUGCACUUUCCAGCACUUGACUCUGCAAUGGGAAAAGGAGCAGAGCUGGGGAGAGAGCUGCUCCCUGAGCUCACCCACAAGGGGCGGAGCCAGCAGGGGUGAUGUCAUGAGGAGGGAGGUGAGGUCACACAAGAAGUCCUUUCCUGUUGGUCCCUGACACUCCAGGAGAGUCCUUGCUCCUGUUGCCCAGGUGAUCAAAGGGCCAGAGCCUGCACAAGGACAGCAGCUGAGCACAAGCACCUCUUCCAAGGAGCCACCUUGCCGCAGACAAGGCUUGGCCAGGCCUAGGCAACCUGAUUCCAGAGACAGGAACCAACACCGAGGGCCAUCAAGGAAAGCAAAGACAGGCAGAGAAGGCAGACAGGGCACGGGAAGACGUACGGUGCAGAGACCGGCAGGAGCAAGCUGCAAGCAACAUGUCUGGAGCAGAGGACAGCUACACGGUGUCAGAGCAGGAGACAGAAUCUGAAGCAUCAUCUUCUGAGGCUCCCUCUGAACGCAGCAAAGCGAAGGUCAAAAGAUGCUACUCCUCCCGCUCCUCCCGGGCUGGGCUGCUCUUUCCUGUGAGCCGCGUGGAGAGGCACCUGCGCAGAGGCCACUUUGCUAAGCGCUUUGCAGCCAACGCCCCCGUCUAUCUGGCUGCGGUGAUGCAGUGUGUGACGCACGAGCUCCUGGAUGUGGCUGGCGAGGUUGCCAAGAAGAGCAACCAGCGGCGCAUUUCUCCAUCACACUUGAAGAUGGCGGUGCAAAAGAGCUCCGCACUCAAGAAACUCCUGCAAGACAGCAUGCUCAGGCACUGUGGCAGGGCUGUCCUCCAAAGCGAACGCGUGGCCCCACUUUCCAGAAAGAAGAUGAGCAAGAAGGGGAAGAGCUCCAGGCCACGGGCUGCACGUGCCUACGCCACAGCUGCUGCCAAGUGAGAAGAAAGCAGAAGCACUUGCCUCCCACCAGCAAGAGAAGGCAAGGACUGUCAUGUUUGCAAGGCUCUGGCCAAAUCCAUCUCUGUCAUCUAAUGGUAUA